Coregonus sp. 'balchen' is the source of this 7432-nucleotide messenger RNA. Lineage: Eukaryota; Metazoa; Chordata; Actinopteri; Salmoniformes; Salmonidae. The record is from the annotation of a GenBank genome assembly.
UCCAGGUCUCGUUCCCGUUCCAGAUCUCACUCUCCGUCCCACGGCAGGAACUAUCCCACCAGAGACUACCAGAACAACCAGGGUUACCAGGGUUACCAGAGAGGCUACAACCGCGGCUUCCGCAGACCCUUCUACUUCCGUGGUAGAACCCGGGGCUUCUACCCUCGCCGUGGUUACCAGAGAGGAGGGAACAGCUACGGCUACAGAGCCAACAACUGGCGGGGGGGGGGCUACCGGGACGGGCCACACCGCGACCAGGAUCACCACGGUCCGCACAGCCCCAGGAGAGGCCGCUCACGCUCCCGCUCCCGCACUCCUAGGAAACGCUCGGGCAGCCGCAGCCACUCGCGGUCUCGAUACUCUGACCGCUCGUCCUCCAGGGGUUCCCGGUGGUCUCGGGGGCGCCACAGCUCGUCUCGCUCCCGCUCCUCGUCCCCGCGGCAUCACCGCAGCAGCCCUAGCUCGGGGAAGCCUGGCUCCAAGGAUGUAAAGGACAGGGCUACGCCAGCAGAGGUCAAGGGGGAGAGAGGAGAAGGGGCUGUGGAGCAGGCAGGAGGAAAGGGGGGAGAGGGCAGUAGUCAUGAUAAGACCUCUGCUGGGAAAUGGCAGGGUCUGAGUGACUAUGACACCAGCCCCAAACGCAGCAGUCCCACUGUUGGUGCCAACCAGGAAAAAUCCGAACCCAAAGGGCCGUUGUGGAGAACCAUCGGCAGCACUGGCAGUGCUCCCUCCACCAACAGCCCACCGGGCUCCACCAAGGCCGGGCCGACCGCCUCCUUCAGCGGGUUUGGCUUCCUUGGCAAGGAGGAUCCCACCAGGGCAGACGAUAAGAUUGCCAUUUCCUCUGCUUUCAAAAAGUAUGUUCCAUACUUCCCUUUACAUUCUGCUAAAUUUGUCUUUCAUCAUAUGUUUUGUUUUAUUUUCUUUUAAGUUGAGUUUUCUUCAUCCCAGUAUGUGAUUGUAAUUCUUCUUUCAAAAUUGUUCAGUCUGUGCCCAGCUGCAAAGAUCCUUGGAAGAAUACAGUUAAAAAUGGAUGCCAUUGUCAAUAGCAGUCUUCUUCUCAUUUCAAAUGCUAAUGACAACAUUUAAAAAGUCGCUGGCUGUUGUCCUCUGCUAUGCAUUGAAAGGAGGUUCAGUUGUAUGAAAUCCCCCUAAUUUAGGAGGUGGUGAUUAAGUAUAAUUAUUACAAAAGCAGUCCUGUGCUAUUGUAAGUGUUACAUGUCAUUCUGUGGUGUUGUGAUAGUCACCUCUAUGGUUGUGCUGUCUUGUUUGUUUAUUUUCUGUUUGUUGAUCAUCUAACAUUUUGUACCCCUUGUGGCGAAAUGCAUUCGAUUUUAAUAUCAGUGCCCUGUUAGAAAACUGGGAUCCUGUAACAAAACUAGAUUUUAAUCAACAUUCUCCUUUGUAUAACAUGUUGUAAAGGUCCAUUUAAUUCUCUGUCUGAUUGGCCAGGUUCUUGGCAGAAAACAAGAGCAAAAAGCAGCAGCAGGCGGCGGCAGAGUGGGAGAAUGGCCGGGACAGGGACCAGAGCACCACGGACGGAGACGGCAGAGAGAAAGUCAAGAGCAGGACUAGCAGUGGCCUCUUUAACAUAACAGCAGCCUCCUUCAGCUCCAAGGCCGAUAAGUCCCUUCCCUUCCUGGACAAAGCUGAAGAGGCCUUCCUCAAGUCUCAGGCUGCAGGGAGAGAGAGAGAGAGGGAGGUGGAAGAGGAGGCCAAGCCCAAAGGAGCCACCCUGACGACACGGGACGUGUUUGGGAAGUGGGAAGACGAGCCCCAUUACUACCUUCCAGGGAAGGACGAGGAGAGACUGAGAGACACGGCCGAAGACGUGGAGGAAGACCUGGAGCACAUGGAGGAGGAGCUCUACCGCAGCCGCAAGCAGGCCUCCAAGAAAGAAGAGAAGAAGAAGAAGGAGAAGAAAGACAAGGAGAAGAGCAGUAUGUCCCCAGCCACAGCAACCAUGGUCCCUAGGGGUUCAGGUAGCAGGGAGAAGGACAGGCCCCUGGCCCUGUUCCCCGUCACUAGGGUGGAGUCACCCCUACCCAGGCCCUCUGGAAAGAGGGAGGACUUUGAGCUUAGUAUCAACUCCUUUGACAAGAUGGCCAGGUAAGCAGCAUCACCAAUACUGUUCAUAAACAGACAGCUUGGAGGGUUAAUAUUUUCUGAAAACAUAAUUUUGAACACUGGGUAGUUUUUGAUCUGCUUGAAGGUUAACAUGUUUAUGGAACUCGUCACGGUCUUGAACACAACAGUUUUGUAUCUGCUUGAUCCACCUGGUCUCUUUCUCUUCUCAGCUGCUCUGGAGGUCUGACCAGGGAGCGUGGUAUGUCCAGGGAUCUGGUGCAUCCCACUAAGAAAGAUCAUGGAGAGUUCCGUUCCAUCUUCCAGCAUAUUCAGGCUGCUCAGCUCAGACGCAGCCCCUCGGAGCUGUUUGCGCAGCACAUUGUCACCAUUGUGCACUACAUCAAAGGUAAGGUCUCUUGUUGGGGACCAUAAAGUGUUGUCUAUGAAGCCACAGACACAACAAGGACAGCAGUAGGUUUGAAAUAUUCAAUAGUUCCAUGGACUGUUCAAUCACUAGUUCCUUUGUAGGAUUUGAUGUAAUUCCGUCAUUGUGAGAUCAUUUCAAGUCCUUUGAAUUAAACAAUUGUCUGAAUCGGGGCAUAAAGUUAACUUUUUGGUCUACCAGCCACUGUGGCAGGUAGAUUUCGAAAUCUACCAGCCACUCAGAUUUUUUACCAGCCCAAAUAUAUUUUUUCUGCUAAAAUGACACUCUUGGGUUAGCUAUACAUUUUUUUGGUAGAAGCGUUGUCUUCUCUUCUCUAGCAGUUGAAACUCAAACAUAGAAAAACAACCUAGCUUGUGAACAAAACAAUGUAAAUAGCCAAGAAACACAAGGACAGAGACUCACUUCAGUAGACUUUCAUUUCAAGUAAAUUAGACCAACUGUUAUGGCUGUGUGCAGGGCUUCUAAAAAUGAAUCUUUCACUCAGCUCUUGGCUGUGGAGCUCUGACCACCCGCCAACGUGGCAGGUGAAAUAGACAUCUUACCCGCCAAUGCCAAAAUCUACCCGCAGGUGGCGGGUGUUAAUUUUAGGCCCUGGUCUGAGUUAGAGUUGUCCAUUGACUAGAAAAACUAUAUAAAUAUUAUAUCUGUCCUCUAUUUGCAGCCCAACAUUUCAGCUCUUCAGGCAUGACUUUAAGUGAGCGAUUUGCCAUGUACCAAAGAAAAGCCGCUGAGAUGGAAUUGAUGAAGCCAAGGAAGAGUCCAGAAAUCCACAGGUAAGGCAGUCUUUCUCAUAACUGUCAGCCAGUAUGGGCUGCCUUCUCUUCAGAUUGCUAUGAGUUCACGUCAAACAUUCAAUAUCGCUGCAAAGUUGUGUGUUCAACAAAUGAAUUACUCUCAAAUACUUUGAGACGAUUGUGAGUUAAGUACAUGCUUUGAUGUAGCCAUAUCCAACUCACCUUGUGCCUUUUUAACUUUUGUGUUCCCCUACAGGAGAAUCGAUGUCUCCCCCAGUGCGUUUAAGAGACACUCUCACCUGCUAGAGGAGCUGGAGGACUGCAGCUACAAGGUGAACGGCCUUUUUGACAUUUGAUGUAAAAAUUGAAGGUGAUUUGAGACGAUCCAAAGCAGCAGUGUUCAGCUUGUGCUUUUCUUUUAAAGGAGAUGCAUAAGUCUAAAUCAAAAGAGCCCAAUUGUGUAUUGUAAUCCCAAGCGAGCCCCCCAGCCUAUGAGAUAUGGUUAUUGAGCGGGUAUGUACGUACCCAAGAAAAAGCUAAAAGGAGGUGACUUAAGAUGCUGUGUCCAAGCCUCUCAUGGGACCCUAAGCAAUGCCAUUGUAAGUAUUUCUCCUCAAACAAACAAGCAACAUGUAUUCAAGUUCAGUAAAAAAUGAUUUAGUUUUUAAAGGAUAUCUUAAAAGCAUGCUCCUGUUCCCCAUGAGUGUGUAGAUGUCUGUUACUUGGCCAAGUUACUCUAAUAAAGCCUUAGAAAAUUAACUAAGAUUACAUUAACACACGUGAUUGAUCUGUUUACUUGAGUACAUAAAUUCAAAAAACUUUGAUAUAGAACUUUGAAGUUAUUUGGAAGAAAAGAUUUCAAGAUGGCCUUAGCGCUCUGGAUGGAUGCAUUUAUUGCCAUCACCAGCAGAUGGGGUGCAAUACUACACACACACACACACACACAAACACUCAACGUCCUUCUUUCACUGCAUGUAAUUGUUUUACUUAAGCUUUCAUAUAUAUUCAUAGGUUGCACCCCUGUCACUCAGUCACACCAUGCCAUUGUUAUGAACAUUCUCAAGACGCCCUCAUGAUAAGCCCAGUCAUUCUGAAUGGAGGCUAAUUACUGUUUUGUCUACAUUAUACUAUAGUGGCCUGGAAAUACAAUGACAUUGCUAAAGUAGGCAAAUAUUUUGUAGGCAACAACUUUGCCAUCAUUAUCAUGCUGUCAAAUUCACUUAGACAGAUAGAAAUGUCAUUAUCUUGCAAAGUUUCUCAAAAAUAGCUUGCAAUGCUAACAUUAGCUAGCUAAAAUCCGAUGGUCUCCCCUCAAUCUUAGCUAGCUAGCUAAUGUAAUACUGCAUCUAAGUCAAUCUGGUGACAUCACAAUGAUGACAAUGUUUUCUUACUAAUUAUUUGCCUCCUGUUAAAAUGUCAUUGUAUUUCCAAGACACUGUAAUGCACUUUUGAUUAAAUCUUCAUCAGCGCUCAUUGACAAUGCAUUGAGUAGAAUGCUCAGUCGGGCAUCAGUCCUAAAACAAAUGUUCAAACAAAUAUUGUGACGACAUGUGCAACCCAUGACAUGGAAAAGCAUCAUUACUUCAUUAUGUUGCCCAUUUAUUAUGUAAUGAAGCAUUCUUACAAGUGGUAGUGUCUUCUAAGUUGUGGUAUCGGAAGCGGCCACUAACAUAGACAGCACAUCCAUAUCUUCACAGGAUCAGGGUAAAAAACCUAAAGGUGACCCAAUGGACCUACGUCUGGAUAUAGAGCGCCGAAAAAGGUUUACUGGGAAGGAGCCUGGGCAGCACAAACGUGACGGGGGCAAGGGCUCCGGAGGCUCCCGAGGACCCAGCCAAGAGGGGUCCUCCGAGAAAUCCGCCAAACGCCACAAGAAAUCCAAGUAGGUUUAUUAUAGCUUACUUUAAAAUCACCUCCCAUAGUCUCUUCCAUCCCUGAAUUGUUUAUUUCAUUGAAAUGUGGUUAUAUAAACUAUAUGCAUGUCAUUUUUCCACCCAAAGAUUUCUUUGUGAUUUCAUGUUCAGCACUUAAAAUAUGGAUCCAGUUAAAAUGGAGUCUAAUUGUAAUUUCCUAUUUUACCCCUCUCGCUCAACAGAAAAACCAAAAAGAAGCGUGAUCGCUCUCCAUCCUCCUCCUCUUCCUCCUCCUCUCCCUCUCCCUUCAGAGGAGGGUUCAGAGGUAAAGACCACAUGAUGGGGGAGGAGGUGGAGCACAUGGACCAGGGCUACAGUAAGCCUCGCUUCGGGCCCCGGGACUAUGGAGGCCCCAUGGAUAGGGGUCCCCCCCGGGACUACGGAGGCCCAAUGGAUAGGGGUCCCCCCCGGGAUUGUGAUGGCCACAUGGACAAGGGUCCCCCCCGGGAUUAUGAGGGCCACAUGGAGAGGGGUCCCCCCCGGGAUUAUGAGGGCCACAUGGAUAGGGGCCGGGGACGUGGAGGAGGAUUUGUAAGUUCUGCUCUCUGUGUGAUGUAGCCUACUGUAUGGACUGGAGUGCACUAUUGGAAUGACUCUGAUAUGUGAUUGUCUUGUAAUUUUCUAUCCUUAUAACUUCGCUAUAGACUGUGCUUCUCUGCUCUGUUCCUUCCUCCUAAUGAUGAUGAUGAUGAUGAUAAGGAGAAUGAGGUGGAUGAUGAUACUAUUUCACUCUUAAUCCAUACCUGAUUAAUAAAGGUAAAGUAAUACUCAUGUGACAUUCAGAAACACAAUACUCACAGCAGAAGCCUGACUCCUCCUCCUUCUCUCCACAGCCAACUGAGAGCCCCUGGUGUUCUUUCUGCUUGCUCGCUCUCUCACUCUCUCCAUCUCUUUGAUGUAUUUGAUCUUUAUCUCUGGACUGCUUUCCUGCAGCUAUACUUUUUAAUUCCGUCCAAGCCCUCAGUCCAAGCCCUCAGUCCAAGCCCUCAGUCCAAGCCCUCAGUCCAAGCCCUGUGAAUAAUGGUAAUGAUAAUAGUUGAUUGUGCUCGGACUAAGUUUCCCCUAGGUACAUAUCUAGGAUCAGCUACCCCUCCCUCAAUCCUAACCUUAACCAUUAGUAGGGGAAAUGCAAGAUCAGUGUCUAGGGGCAACUUCACUCUACACCCCCAGUCUGACCCUGUUUGUUUUGGUUUCAGCUCCCCAGAGUGAGAGGAGGUGGAAGGGGCUGGAACAGGGGCAAUUACCAAGGAAACAACAACAGCAACCCCCCUCCUAAUAUGAGCAACGCCCCCCCAGAACGCCCGCCAGACGAGGAGUGGGACCCAGAGUACACUCCUAAGAGCAGGAAAUAUUACUUUGUAAGUUUCAGCACCUUGAUUUGAGUAUACCAUAAUGACUUUUUUUGUGUGGGUACUUCUCUUCACAGUAUCCCUAGUGGAUUUGAAUCCAAAUAGUCUCUCCUGACAUUCUGAUCUGAUUUUGGUUCUGGGUUUCCCAGAUUAGAAUAUGAAAACAUGGUCUUGAUUCUGUUUCAGUAUUGUGAUAGGUGAUCAUCUUAGCUCUUAGUGAGAUUAAAUAAAAUAUUUAUACAUGUUAAAUCUGGAAUCUGUAGCAGUGAAACUGCCUCGUCCGUUUGCGAUAUUACAACAAAGACGUUAUCUCAAACAACGGACAUAGUUUUCCUUCGGACAUCAUUGCACGCGCGAUAGAACAGCAGAGUAUGUUCUAUGAUUAUUUAUAUAUUUUUACCACGAUGCAGAAUGCUCCUCUGCCCUGUUUCAAAAGAAAACAAUAACAAUUGUGCCUGGGGCGACCAGUGGCGCUGUUUCACCAAAUGUGGAUCUCUGCUAUAAUAAUGAACAUUAAUACAUGUGAACACAUUUUCAUUUGCUGAUGCUGUCUUGGAAUCCUUUUCACUGCUCUCUCUCGACUCUUGAUAUGGUCUAAACAAUUUAAUACACGUAAACACUGACAUGUUAAUCUUGCUGAAUAGUGGUAUCCUUUUCACUGACCUCUGUCUACUUAUUUGGCAGCAUGAUGACCGAGAGGGAGAGAAGACGUGGCUGGAGAGCCGUGGCCGGGGCCGAGGGGCAUUCCCCCGCAGCAGGGGACGCUUCAUCUACCGCAAGGGGGGCAGCAGCCCCAACAAGUGGACUCAUGACAUGUUCCAGGGGGACGGGGAGGAGGGGGGUGAGCACGGGGAGGAGCACCACACAGAGAUGGACCAGAAAGACAACAUCCAGGCCGGAGACCCCUCAGCAUCCAAGCUGGAG